AUGUCCAGGUCGUAUUCAUCGUCGACCUACUUUCUGCCAGCACUUUUAUUCGUGCUGGUCUUUUGUCUGUCGCGCAAUGGCGUCUACGCCUUUGGCGCCGGCAACAUUCCUUCGUUUGCGUAUAUGGAGGGAAGGGCGUUUAGACAUGGCGAUAUCGAAGACGUAUUGGACGAUUUGGCCAAAGGCGCUGCCGGCGGGUUCGCUCUGGCGAGCUUGAUUGGCAAGGGCCGCAAGUUCAAUGCUUUGGACAAGAAGCGUGUCUACUUUGGCAACUGGCUGCGAGACUACAGUCAGGCGAUCGACAUUGCGACGCUCAAGAAGAUGCCUCAGCAGACUAUUAUCAAUUUGCUUAUGGUUCUUGGAUUUAUGGCCCAUGGAUAUGCUACCAAUGAAUUCGAGAUCACCGAGGAGCGUCUCGGAUGUUACCUUCCCGUCGAGCACAUUGACAAUCCAAAGGGCUAUGGCGACGGAGAAGACCCUCGCCAAUACCACCCAGGUCUCCGCCCCCCCAUCGACCCCCGUGAACUCGAGAUUGAUCCCCGAACCGGAAUGAAGAACUACAUCGCUAACGAGGACGGGCACUGGGACACCUCCAAAGCCUACGUCCGCCGCAUCCUCGAGAAUUGCAUCCAUCACGGUCGUCUCCACCGAUCCCGCGGCCAGAAGCAGGACGAGUACGAGGCUUUCAGGCUCCUUGGCACUGCAUUGCACACCCUCGAAGACUACUCUGCUCAUUCCAAUUUCUGCGAAUUGGCUCUGGUUGGGAUGGGCUACAAUGAGGUAUUUACUCAUGUAGGCGAUAAUGUCAGGGUGCAGGCUCCCAACGGGAAAUGGGUUGCCCCAAUUGUGACCGGUACUUUCGGAAGUGAUGAUUUCUUCCACUCGCUGCUCGGAGGUGCCAGCGACUCACUCAGUGAAGCAUCCGUGAGCGACCUCAACCGCGAACUCGAUAAAGCCCGCUCGAAAGCUCAAACCCAAACGCGCGGUCCCGGAGGACCACCUUGCGAUCCCGCCGACGCCCUGCGCGACCUCUUCUUCGCCAUUCCCGGUGGCGGAGGAAGUGAGAUGUCCAGGGACCUUGAUAACAUCCAAAGAAUCCGUGCAGGACCUGCAGCGGGUGGCAAGAAUCCCGACGAAAUGAGUCCCAAGGAGCUUCACGCUACCCUCUGGCAGGUUCUUCUGUUCAGAGAUUCUGUGAUGAAGAAGAUCUCCAAGACAAUCGAGAAAAUCCCGGGUCUGGGAAGCUUACUCGAUAAGAUCACAGACUCUAUUUCCGUCUUCGUGUUCACCACUAUCGAGCCCUUCUUGAAGCCCAUCCUCAAGACUGCUACUGAAGGUCUGCACACUGUUUCUGCAGAAGUGGUCGACAAGCACGAUCAAUACGAAGUCUUCAACGAUCCUCGUGCUUCGGAUCCCACCCACUCGUUCUUGAGCAAAGACCACUUUAACCUCAUCCUCAACGAACCAGCUGGAAAGCUUGCCCAAGUCAUCGUUAUCAACACCGUCCCCUUGAUCAUCAAAGCCUGGGACGACGCCAGCGUGAACGUGAACCAAACAAUUGAAGAGGUCACUCAAUGCCUCUUCCACCCCGACUUCCAUAACCCCAAUUCCAAGGUUCAGCGUGAGAUGCUCCAAUGCAUGCGCGACUGGGUCGAGAAGCUCCCCAACAAACACCAAAUCAUCCAACGCCUCUCCAAACAAUCCGUACGCAACCAUGAGCACAUUCGGGCUGCGGGGGACGGUGGCCCACCCGCUUCGCAGGGUUCCUUCGCCGAAGGCCAAGCACACCAGUUCCAGCAGACGUUGCAAGGAUACGCGCAGAAUAUUCCUGGGUUCUCGGCUGCGCAGUCGAUGUUUGGAAGCGCGCACGGGUAUGCUAGGGAUAUGCCUGCACACGGGCAUAGGCACGGACAUGGCGGGCAUUCACAUGGCCCCCCUGCCUCCGGUGAAGCUGCUUCGUACUUCGGAGGAGGGGCGCCUAGCGCACCUCCCAUGCCUGCCUCGCCUUCGACGUACGGUGCUCCCCCAGUGCCACCCUCUCCUUCGACCUACGGCCCACCCCAUAGCAGCUUCGUAGAGCCCAACAGACCAGGAUACUCUCCCUCGUAUUCUUCCCCUCCUCCCAGCUUCCCAGGAGGAGGAGCUCCUUCGUUCCCAGGAGCCGCACCUGGAUUCCCGAGCGGUCCUGGUGGGUCUCCACCGCCUUCUUUCCCUGGUGCUGCACCUGGGUUCCCCGGCGCUGCGCCUCGAUUCCCUGAUGCCGGAGGAUACGACGGUGCACCCCCGUUCCCUGGGGGACCUCAAGGGUUCCCUUCUGCUGACUCUUAUCAAUCUGGGUAUGGUCAGCCUCCCAGGUUCCCUGGUGGCCCCGGAGGGUGGUAA
Messenger RNA from Coprinopsis cinerea okayama7#130, 2382 nucleotides. RefSeq names its product heterokaryon incompatibility protein HET-C. The record is from RefSeq and is a predicted model, not a curated record. The transcript has 14 exons. NCBI's taxonomy places the organism in Eukaryota, Fungi, Basidiomycota, Agaricomycetes, Agaricales, Psathyrellaceae. Bases 1 to 2382 code for a protein of 793 amino acids.